Molecule: messenger RNA, 5331 nt
Organism: Acomys russatus (golden spiny mouse)
Lineage: Eukaryota; Metazoa; Chordata; Mammalia; Rodentia; Muridae
Gene: Pappa2
Product: pappalysin 2
Exons: 22
Coding region: 1-5331 (1776 amino acids)
Molecular function (GO): metallopeptidase activity
Source: RefSeq, a predicted model, not a curated record
AUGUUUUGGAAGAUCCUGAGAAUAAGCCUGGUGGUCCUGGCUGGGUGGGCAAUCAGUGCCACCGACUCAGAGCUGGGCUCGACACGUAAGAAAUUCCUGGCCCAGAAGAAACAUCUGAAUCGGGUGCGGUUGGAAAGAGAACAGUGUUGGCUGGGGAACAAGGUUCGAAGACCGAGAACUGCUCCCCAACAUCAUCUCUUUGGGGUCUACCCAAGCGGAGCCAAAAGCUACCUGAACUCCUACCUUGUGUGGAAGCAGCAAACCCAGAAUGUAGCAUGGAGCCAACAAAGCACAGUGACAGAGGCUCCGAGUGGUGUUUCCCAAGACCUGACUGAAAACCCAGCAGGAGUGAGGAGGGCGUCUGAGCAGCCAGCUGCCCCGUGGGUAGGGGAUGGUCCUAUUGGGCAAUCGGAGCUGCCUAGAGAUGAUGACACUUAUCUUGGCAAGGGAGGAUGCAAGCAGGCUCUAGGUGAGCCUGCUACUCGGGGAAGCUCAGAAACUGCUGCCUCCACCCUUGCCACCUUUGCGUACCAGAAUGGACCCACAGCCGAGACCCAGAGGAAUGGUGAGGCCAGUUCUAGGCUUCCUCACCAAAUGCAGAAGAGGCAGGCAGAAGUGACCAGAGACUCCCGGGAUACCCCUCAAGAUUCCCAGCUUUGGCCUAAGAAAUCCCGUAAGCACCGAGAUAGUGACAGUUCGUUGGCGGCCACCAUCCAAAAUGGUGGAGGGGUCUCUGGCUGGAGAGCAGAGACCUUUAACCCUCAAGGAGGAUUGCCUGUACUGUACUUCUCUGGGAAGAGGGAGCGGCUGCUGCUCCGUCCAGAAGUGCUGGCUGAGAUUCCCCGGGAGGCGUUCACAGUGGAAGUCUGGGUGAGACCAGAGGGAGGACAGAACAACCCAGCCACCAUUGCAGGUGUGUUUGACAACUGCUCCCACACAGUCAGUGACAAGGGCUGGGCCCUGGGCAUCCGCUCAGGGAAGGACAAGGGAAGGAGAGAUGCUACCUUCUUCUUUUCCCUCCGCACUGACCGGGCGAAGAAAGCUACUAUUGUGACUGGCCACAGCCGCUACCAGCUCGGCACGUGGACUCAUGUAGCAGCCACUUAUGAUGGACGGCAUGUAGCUCUGUAUGUGGAUGGCACUCGAGUGGCUAGUAGUCCUGACCAGACUGGCCCAUUGAAUAGCCCUUUCAUGGCAUCCUGUCGCUCUCUGCUCCUGGGGGGGGACAACUCAGAAGAUGGGCAUUAUUUCCGUGGAUACCUGGGCAUGCUGGUCAUCAGGGCGACUGCCCUCUCACAAAUCAACUUCCAGAACAGUCCCCAGUAUCAAAGCAGAGCAGACGAGUUGACUACCCUGAUCCUGACAGCUACUUUCAAUCCUCUGAAGGAACAGUGGGUCCCCUUUAGAGAUGAGACCUAUCCCCGGCUGGAGAUUCUCCAGGACUCUGAGUCACAACCUGAGAGUCUGUCACCUUUACAUCCCCCGCCUUGUGGGCAAACAGCUUGUGACAACGUGGAACUGAUCUCCCAGUACAAUAAGCAUGGGCCCCUUCGGGAAGAGAAAGUCAUCCGCUACCAGUUGGUAAACAUCUGUGAUGAUGAGGGGCUGCAUCCCACUGUGAGUGACCAGCAGAUCCGCCACCAGCACGAGGCAUUGAACGAGGCCUUCAGCCGCUACAACAUCAGCUGGCAACUGAGUGUCCACCGAGUCCACAACUCCACCCUGCGCGAGCGGCUUGUGCUUGUUCACUGUGAGCCCAACGAUAUUGGCAAUGACCACUGUGACCCUGGGUGUGAGCAUCCACUCACUGGCUACGAUGGGGGCGAUUGCCUCGUGCAGAUCCGCUGCUACUCCUGGAAUCGCAGGGAUGGCCGCUGUGACAUGGACUGCAACAAUGUGCUGAAUGAUUUUGAUGACGGCGACUGCUGCGAUCCCGAAGUGACUGAUGUGCGCAAGACUUGCUUUGACCCUGACUCACCCAGGAGGGCAUACAUGAGCGUGAAGGAGCUAAAGGAUAUCUUGCAGCUCAACAGCAGUCACUUCCUCAAUGUCUACUUGGCCAGUUCUGUUCGGGAUGACUUUGCAGGUUCUGCCACGUGGCCUUGGGACAAGGAAGCUGUCAGUCACCGGGGUGGUAUCACCCUCAACUCAGUCUAUUAUGGCAUACCAGGCCAUACCAAUGUCAUGAUCCAUGAAGUGGGACAUGUCCUGGGACUCUACCAUGUAUUCAAAGGAGUCAGUGAGAAAGAAUCCUGUGAUGACCCCUGCAGAGAGACAGUACCAUCCAUGGAGACAGGGGACCUGUGUGCUGACACUGCUCCCACACGCAAGAGCAAACUGUGUCGGGACCCUGACCCAGCUAAUGACACCUGCGGCUUCACCCACUUCCCUGGGUCUCCAUUCAGUAACUACAUGAGCUACACAGAUGAUGACUGCACUGACAACUUCACCCCAAACCAGGUGGCCCGGAUGCAUUGCUAUUUGGACCUCGUAUACCAGCAAUGGAGUGAAAGCCAAAAGCCCACUCCCAUACCCAUCCCACCAAUGGUUAUUGGGCAAACCCACAAGUCCCUCACUAUUCACUGGCUGCCUCCUAUUAGUGGAGUUUUGUAUGACAGGGCCCCCGGCAGUAUGUGUGGUUCCUGCACUCAAGAUGGGGCAUUCCGUCAGUACGUACACAAGGCAUCCUCUGGGCGGGUGUGUGACGCUUCAGGUUUCUGGACUCCAGAGGAGGCUGUGGGGCCUCCUGAUGUGGAUCAUCCCUGUGAGCCUAGCUUGCAGGCCUGGAGUCCUGAGGUCCACCUGUACCACAUGAAUAUGACUGUGCCCUGCCCAGAUGAAGGCUGCAGCUUAAAGAUGCUUUUCCAACACCCCGUCGAAGCUGAUACCCUCACACUCUGGGUUACUUACCUCUCUGUGAACUCUUCCAAGGCGCUCUUUGACAUAGAGAUCUUGCUGGAACACAAGGCAUCUGUGCACCUUGGGCCCUAUAACACUUUUUGUGACCUGCCGCUCACCAUCAAGCUCUACAUGGAUGGAAAGGUCUCCGGAGUAAAAGUCUACACCUUUGAUGAACGAAUAGAAAUCGAUGCUGCUCUCCUGACUUCUCGGCCCAAUAGUUCCUUGUGUUCUGAGUGCAGGCCCGUGAGUUACCAGGUUCUCCGAGAGCCUCCUUUUUCCAGUGGCUUGCCCGUGGUGAUGACACACCCACACAGGAAGUUCACGGACAUGGAGGUCGUCCCGGGGCAGACGUAUCAGUAUCAGGUUCAAGCUGAAGCUGGCGGGGAACUCGGAGAAGCUUCCCCACCUCUGAGCCAUGUUCAUGGAGGCCCUUACUGUGGAGACGGGAAGGUGGAAAGGAGCAUAGGAGAAAUGUGCGAUGAUGGAGACCUGUGGAAUGGAGAUGGGUGCUCAAAAGCAUGCAAACUAGAGGAAGGCUUCAAUUGUGUAGGGGAGCCAAGCCUUUGCUACAGGUAUGAGGGAGAUGGUAUUUGUGAACCUUUUGAGAAGAAAACCAGCAUCAUAGACUGUGGCCUCCAUACUCCUGAAGGACACUUGGACCAGUGGGCUACUCAGGCUUAUUCCCACCAUGAAGACAAGAAGAAGUGCCCCGUUUCCUUGGUAACAGGAGAACCUCAUUCAAUGAGUUGCGCUCCACACCAUCCAGAUUCGUCCUCACACCAUCUCUUUACUGGCUGGUCCCCUUGUGUCUUCAGUCUGAAGAGUGGCCAGGAUGAAGACAACGAGCAGUCUAAAAAUAGCCUGCAGAAGGACAAUGAAGUUUGGCUGGAAGCGGGUUUCGAUAAGCCCGGAGUUGCUGUGGCAAUUUUCCUUUUCUUGGCAUCUGAUGGCCUGGUCCCUGGGAAGCAGCAGCAGUCAACAGUGACUCUCUACCUGGUUGAUGUCAGAGGAAGUAACCACUCUCUUGGAACCUAUGAACUGUCGUGUCAACAUAAUCCACUGGUUAUCAAUGUGAACCAUCAGGCGGAUGUCUGCCCCCACCAUACCUCCUCUGCGCUGCUGAAAUUUUCAUCCCCGCUGGUGGGCAUCUCAGCAGUGGCUCUAAGGACGUCCUCCCACACCAGUUCUUCAGCUUCCAGUAAUUGUAUCUCAGAGCAGAAUAAUCAGGGACAGAGCUGUGCCCAACAACCAUGUGGAGAAGAGGAAAGAUGUACGCCAUUGCUACUUGAUCACACAGACAUGGUAAAUUGUACCUCGAGUGGCCCAAGUCACAUGAAGUGUGCUGUCACUUGUCAGAGAGGGUUUGUGCUUCAGAGCAGCAGUGGAAAGUUCUUCAGGACCUUGCAGAAAGCGGUUUUCCUCACUUGUUCCUCUGGCCGCUGGGACAAGGAUGUGAACUGCAAGCCCCUUGACUGUGGCAUCCCAGACUCGUCUUUGGCGAAUUAUACAAACUUCUCAUGUUUGGAGGGCACCAGCUAUCUGAAACGCUGUUCCAUCUCAUGUGUCCCACCAGCCACGCUCCAAGGACUGAACCCGUGGCUGACCUGUCUUGAAGAUGGACUCUGGUCUCUCCCUGAAGCCUACUGCAAAUUGGAAUGUAAAGCCCCUCCAGUUAUUCCCAACGCUAACUUACUCCGGCCACACUGCCUGGAAGCCAACCAUGAUGUGGGCACCACUUGCAGAUAUGAGUGCAAACCGGGCUACUACGUGAAGGAGAGUACAGGAAGUCAAGGCCGGAACAAAUUCCUAAAGAUACAAUGCCUGGAUGAUGGAACCUGGGAACAAGGGAGCUGCGUCCCGGUGGUUUGUAAGCCUCCUCCUCCUGUUUUUGAAGGCAUGUACGAAUGUACUGAUGGCUUCAAGCUGGGCAGCCGGUGUGUACUCAACUGUAACCAGGAAAAGGAAAGGGUUCCCAUCCUUUGCACUGAGGAGGGGCUGUGGUCCCAGGAGUUCAAGUUGUGUGAAAACCUGCAAGGGGAAUGCCCGCCACUCGCUUCGGAGCUCAAUUCUGUGGAGUACCAAUGUAAACAGGGAUACGGGAUCGGUGCAGUGUGUUCCCCACUGUGUGUAACCCCUCCUAGUGACCCUGUGAUACUACCAGAGAAUGUGACUACUGACACUCUGGAGCACUGGAUGGUACCUGUCAAAGUCCAGAGCAUCGUGUGUACUGGCAGGCGUCAGUGGCACCCAGAACCCUCCCUGAUCCACUGCAUCCCGUCAUGUGAGUUACUUCUUGCAUUUGGCCUUCUUGACUUCAUUUUUGCUGCUGCUGCUGUUGCUGCUGCUGCUGCUGUUUUAGUCCAAGCGGUGUGCCCCAGCAUCACCACAGCUAAUUGCACUGAAAGAGGAGGCCUACGCUGUGCAGUAUAG